Orcinus orca (killer whale) is the source of this 11608-nucleotide messenger RNA. RefSeq names its product retinitis pigmentosa GTPase regulator (gene RPGR). Gene Ontology annotation, biological process: protein ubiquitination; ubiquitin-dependent protein catabolic process; visual perception. Gene Ontology annotation, cellular component: photoreceptor outer segment. The record is from RefSeq and is a predicted model, not a curated record. The coding region runs from base 415 to 4347 and encodes 1310 amino acids. Lineage: Eukaryota; Metazoa; Chordata; Mammalia; Artiodactyla; Delphinidae. The transcript is spliced from 18 exons. Gene Ontology annotation, molecular function: ubiquitin protein ligase activity.
CUCGGCAGAGCCCCCGCUGAAGGAACAGGCCGGCAGAGACUGCGCAUGCGGAGAAGGCCGCCCGCCUCCGCGAGCCCGCGCAGUCUCAGACCCCGAGCCGAGGAGCGGGGCAGGGCAGCCAGGAGGGAGUAGGAGAGCCUGGAUGGAGGCCGGGUCGAAGGUCAGGGCCUUUUCGUGGCCGCCGUGGGAUCCCUACCUGAACACUGCAAGUGACUUUUACCCUGGGAUUCAGAAAUGUCUACAGGACUGAGACCGGACCCGCUAAAGGUGUGAACUCUCCUCUCAUCUGUUGGCCUCAUAGAAUCCAAGUCCUGGACCAGCCAGUUUCCUAUUCCCCAUUCAGCCAUUGAAGUCAUAGCUAUCUGCUGAAGAAUAGCAGUCAGCCAGCCUGGAAACAUUCUUCCAAUAGUAGAAAUGGAAUAUAAAGAUUCGGGUGCUGUGUUUACGUUUGGGAAAACUAAAUUUGCUGAAAAUAAUCCCAGCAAAUUCUGGUUUAAAAAUGAUAUACCUAUAUAUCUUUCAUGUGGAGAUGAACAUACUGCUAUUAUUACAGGAAAUAAUAAGCUUUUCAUGUUUGGCAGUAACAACUGGGGUCAGUUAGGAUUAGGAUCAAAAUCGACUGUUAACAAGCCAACGUGUGUCAAAGCUUUAAAACUGGAAAAAAUGAAAUUUGCUGCCUGUGGAAGGAACCACACCCUAGUUUCAACAGAAGGAGGCAAAGUAUACGCCGCUGGAGGAAAUACUGAAGGACAGCUGGGACUUGGUGAUACUGAAGAGAGAAACACUUUUCAUCUAAUUAGUUUUUUUACAUCCCAGCAUAAGAUUAAACAACUCUCUGCUGGGUCUAACACUUCAGCUGCGCUGACUGAGGAUGGAGAGCUUUUCAUGUGGGGUGACAAUUCUGAGGGGCAAAUUGGUUUACAAAAUAUAACUAGUAUAUGUGUCCCUCAUCAAGUGACCAUUGGAAAACCUAUCUCCUGGAUCUCUUGUGGAUAUUACCAUUCAGCUUUUGUAACAACGGAGGGAGAACUGUACACCUUUGGAGAACCUGAGUAUGGGAAGUUAGGUCUUCCCAAAAAGCUGCUGAUCAAUCACAAAGUGCCCCAGCUGGUGCCUGGAAUUCCUCAGAAGGUGAUCCAAGUAGCUUGUGGUGGAGGGCACACAGUUGCGCUCACAGAGAAGGCCGUGUACACCUUUGGGCUGGGACAGUUUGGUCAACUGGGUCUUGGCACUUUUAUUUUUGAAACUUCAGAACCCAAAGCCGUUGAGAAUAUUAAGGAUCAGAAAAUAAGUUAUGUUUGCUGUGGAGAAAACCACACAGCUUUGAUAACAGAUUUAGGCCUUAUGUAUACUUUUGGAGACAGUCGACAUGGAAAAUUAGGACUUGGACUGGAGAGUUUUGCCAAUCAGUUCGUUCCUACUUUGUGUUCUAAUUUUUUGAAGUUUAUAGUACAGUUGGUUGCUUGCGGUGGAUGUCACAUGCUAGUUUUUGCCACUCCACGACUUGAUGGGGCAGAAGACGUUGAGUUAGAUGAAAUAAAUGAUUGUUGCUUACCUUCAGCUACAUCUCUGCCCAUCAGUGAUCUGACUUCAGGAAACGUACUGCAGAGAUCUUUAUCAGCACGUGUGCGGCGAAGAGAGAGGGAGAAAUCCCCAGACUGUAUUCAAACGACAGGAACACUACCUCCAAUUGCAGGGACUCUCAUACCACCUGUUUGUUUUCCACCUCGUUCAGUUCCUUUCUGUAUGUCUACAACUAAUCUGCUAGAGAAGAGGAUGCCUGAUAAAGAGGGCCCUAUGCUGCCAAUGGAACCAGAUUAUUUUCAACGUAAAAUAACCAAAGGGAAAGAGACAGACAAUUUUUCAGCAGAGGAUUCAGAAAGCCUUGGAGAAACUACUGAUGUCUUAAAUAUGACACAUAUGAUGAGCCUGAAUUCCAAUGAAAAAUCAUUAAAAUUAUCACCAGUUCAAAAACAAAAGGUUUCUGGAAAGAACACAAGAAAGAAACAAGAAACAAUUGAGAAACUGAAACAGCAUACAGCUCAUACUGAAAAUGGCGGUAGUAAUGAAUAUGAAAGUGAAGAGAUGUCCAAAAAGAUGAAAGAAGGGAAAGCAUAUAAACAACUUUUGGCAAAAGGAAUGUAUAUGAUGCAAGCAGCUGUGACUAUGGAAGCAUUUUCAGAUGAGGACGUAGGUAACAACUCAGGCCAGCAAAGGCCUCAGGCCAACACCAGUGCAGAGAGUUUGCAAAAAGGGAUAUUUAGACAUGAAAAUAAGCAUGGCGUCUAUCCACUUAAGAGUAAGGAAAUAGAAAAGGAAAGUGAUGAAGGACAAAGUCAGAAGGAUUCAGAAGUGGAAAAAAUAGUCUCUGAGAAGGAAACUGGUCUGGUGAAAAUGACAGGUCUGAAUGAUAUAAGAAAAAGUGAAGAGAAUAGAAAAAAUAUUGAUACAUUCCUUGACGACUUACCAAAUAGAGACAUGAAUAUUGAGGAUGAAGAAAAUAAAAACUUUGUUAAGGAAAGUAAAAGUAACAAGCGAGGUAUGAUCUUUGACAGUGAAAGAGAAUCUAUGGAGGAGCCAGACAGUAACUUGGAAGGUGAUAGUGAAAGUCAGCAGGGUACAGCUGAUGGAUUCAAGCAGCCUGAGUCAAUAGAAUUUAGCAGUGGAGAGAAAAAGGAUGAAGUGGAAACUGACCAAAACUUGCGGUAUAGCAGAAAAUUUAUUGAACAAGGACAUGAGGAAGAGAUCGAACACAGAAUGUCCAAAUACAUGGCAAAAUAUGGUUUUAAGGGUGACCACAUAUCAGACACCCCAGAGGAGCAGGAAGGAGAAGAUGAUUCAGAAGGAAGUGGAAUGGAGGAGCAAGAGAUAGAUAUAAAUGAGGAGGUGCCUGGAGAAAAAGAGGAAGAGGAAGCAAAGUUCCUGUCAGAUGACCUUACAGACAGAGCAGAGGUGAGUGAAGGUAAGGGAAAGCCAGGGGGAGAGGCAGAGCACGUGCCUGAAGGUGGAGGUGAGGGAAUCGGGAAGGAGGGUAAUUCAGGAGUGGAACAGAGGAGUGGAACAGGAAGUGAGGAGGGGGAGGAGGAGAAAGACAAGGGAGGAAGAGAAAUGGAGAGCCUGGGUAAGGGAGAGGAAGACCUGAAAGAGGAGGAGGAACGGGAGCAAAAGGAGAGGGAACAGGGCCAUCAGGAGGAAAGAAACAAAGGGCUGGAGGAAGGGGAAGGGAGCGAGCAAGCAGGGGGGGAAGGAGAGGAGGAGGAAGGCAAGGAGGAAGAGGGGGGAGAAGACAGAGAAGGAGAGGAGAAGAGAGAAGGGAAAGAGGAAGAAGAGAAAGGAGAGGGGGAGGAAGUAGAAGAAGGGGAGGGGCAGGAAGGAGAAGAGGAAGGGCAGGAAGAAGAGGGGGGAGAGGAGGAGGGAGAUGAGCAGGAGGGAGAAGGGGGAGCAGAGGAGGGAGGAGAAGAAGGAGAGGAGGAGGAAGGAGAUGGGGACGGAGAGGGGGAAAGAGAGGGGGAGGAGGAAGGAGGAGAGGGAGAAGGAGAGGAGGAGGAGGGAGAGGGAGAAAGAGAAGAACGGGAGGAGGAGGAAGGGGAGGGGGAGGGGCAGGAAGCAGACAGGGAGGGAGAAGAGGAGGGGGAAGAAGGAGGAGAAGAGGAAGGAGGAGAGGAGGAGGGAGAGGGGGAAGGAGAAGGAGAGGAGGAGGAAGGAGAGGAGGAGGGGCAGGAAGCAGAGAGGGAGGGAGAAGAGGAGGGGGAAGAAGGAGGAGAAGAGGAAGAAGGAGAGGGGGAGGAGGGGGAAGGAGAGGGGGAGGAGGAGGAAGGAGAGGAGGAGGGGGAGGGGCAGGAAGCAGAGGGGGAGGGAGAAAAGGAGGGGGAAGAAGGAGGAGAAGAGGAAGAAGGAGAGGGGGAGGAGGGGGAAGGAGAGGAAGAGGGAGAGGGGGAAGGCAAGGAAAGGGAAAAGAAGGAGGGGGCAGCGAGGGAGAGGAAAGAGGAAGAAAACAGCAGGAAAGAAGGGGAGAAGGAAGAAGAGGAGGAUGAUGAAGAAGAGGAGGAUGAUGAGGAAGAGGAGGGAAAGUACCAGGAGAGAGGCAAUGAAGAAAGUGGAAGGCAGGGAAGACAGGGUGGAGGAAGAGAAUCCAGCAAAGGGAGCAAGAUGAGAGGAUCUGUGAAAUAUGACAAAGAUAAAACAUAUCCAAAAAAGUUUAUUACUAACAGGGAAGGAAAGGGGAAAGAGCAUGAAGUACAGAGGUUCAAAAUGCCAGUGCAGUCAAAACAACUCUUAGAAAAUGGGCCAUCAGGUUCCAAAACAUUUUGGAAUAAUGUAUUACCACAUUAUUUGGAAUUGAAGUAACAAACUUUAAAUUGGACCUGAUUAUGUCCAGCCAAACAACUUGAACACAUUAUGAAGAAUAGGCACUCAUUCUGUUAUAUUGAUUUUAUGUCAUGGUUACCUUACCUGUGGUACAGUAGAAACUGAUAAAGAUAACUUGAGGCACUGGUAAAUUUUGGUUUCUCUUAAACUAAUAUUUUGGUGUAUUUUCCCCUGAAUUAUAAAUAUAUAAGUAGAAAAUAUCAAAAGAUCAUAGUAUAUAAUUAAUAUUAUUCCUCAUUAAAGACAGUUUUAGGAAACGAGUAUAUUGUAAAAAGUAUUUUGUGUAUACAAGUAAGUCCCUUUAAAAAUGGCACAGAUCUUUAAGGGUUAUAAAAACGUCUAAUUUCUUAUAACUAUGGUAGCAUAGUUUUUUCAGUCUGUGAUUACAGUUUCCCUACCGUACAGAAUAAUUUUAUAAGAAUGGGUGGUAUUCUAAAGCUAAAAUGAGGAAUUCACAUUUUUAAAAAAAAUAGUGCUGUCUUUUUACCUUUUAUGUGUCCUUUUUGCAGCAAUCUACAAAGUGACAGCUGGGUUCAGAACUUAGACUCUAAUGUCUCUUUUGGUUACUGUUUGGUAAAUGACAGAAUAUCUAAUGAAAUGGGGAUGAACGCAUAUUGUAAAAGUGUGAAAAACUUUAAGUAUUUAUUGCCAAGCAAAGCUACUCUUUGGGCUUCAGUUUCCUUAUCUGUAAAAUAGAAUGGAUUAGAUGAUAUGAUAACUGUAGCCCCUUGUAACUCUUAGAUUCUUUCAUUCUAACGUGUUUGUUAUUUGCAUAAGAAAAUUUUUUAAGGAAAAAAAAUUAUACUUUACAGUUAAUCUAGUUUUCCAUGAAAUGUUCUUUACUCUUAAAAAAUUAUGACACCUUUAAUGUCUUUUGUUUUCCGUAAUUCUGUGCUUCUAAACUCCUAUCAUUUCUGAGCUUUCAUUGUACUGUCAGACCUUCAUUCCCAGUACUGCCAUUCCCAGUGUCUAUUACUUACCUUCAAUGUAUUCUUCAUUCACUCUUCUGUAAUUCUUUGUUUGCUGUUUGUCAGAAUGUUUCAAGUAAAAUAAAAAUUAAAUGUAUACAGUCAGUAGUUGUCUGUGAAAAGAGAAACUAAUAUUAGAUAUUGAAUUUUAGAGAGGCUAGAUUUCCACUAGAGUAAUUCCAUUGUAUGUAGUGCAGCUAGUUUGUUUCAUUAUUGUUUAUUCAUAGCUUUCCUUCCCCAGUCAUUUCUAUAUCUUAGACAUGAGGAAUUUCUUAUACUUACUUUUAUCAAGGAGGAUUGUGAUGGUAAACAUCCUAUGAAUUUUGUGUAGUUGAAUUCUUUGCACAUUUGAUUUUUCAUGAGUGAGAAAGAAUAUGAGGAAAAAGACUAGGAUAGGAAGUGAAGAAAUUCCUAGGAGUAGUUAUAAAUUUUGUCUUAGCUGCAAGGCUCUCUGGUAGCUUCCACUGACCAACCAAAUAUACGGAUUUGGCAUUGCAGUGUUCUAGCAAAUUCUACCACAUUCAUUAGUGUUAGUAGAAUUGAAUUAAUACUUUGAUUAAAAUGUAUGUGCUGUGUUGUUAAAUCUGGUGCAAAACAUGGUUAUCUUAGAAGUAGACUUAAGAUUAAAUAAGAUGGAUGACAGAAAUGGAGUUCAUAAAGAAAAAACCUCCAAGGAGAUGAGAAACUCUUAAACUCAAGUUAAAGGUAUGGGCAUUCAUCUUCCACUGAAGAGAUAAUUAGCCGGCAAUACUGAAAUGAUGUUCUUAAAAUAUGUGCAUCUCAGAAUUUGAACCAGUCUAGAUAACCAAUUGUAAACAGCAUUUCUUACCCAUUUCUUCACAUUUCCCUGGCCCCCAAAAAUCUUUGUGCUCUUUUAGAAGCAGUAAUUCAUGCAUGCCUGGUACUCUGGUCAAAAGAGCACCGGCCUAGUCAUUUUCAGACCUGAAUUAAUAGUUGGUUAAGUAGAUUGGAAUAACUAGUUCCUCCUUUAUUGUCCCCAUCUGCUGGUUGAUCAUGCUUUUACUGUAGUUUAUCAGUCAUCAUUUUUGAGGCAAGUGUGAGUUGUAUAUGUAGAAUCCAUUGAAUUACAGUUUCAAAUGAGGACUCUGGCAGAAAAAUAAGGUAAGCUACAAAGAAGUACCACAGAAACAUCUGCUGCUGCUGACCAGCAGCACUCCAGGUGAGUGCAAUUGAAAUGUUUUCUAUUAUUUCACUAUAGAAGUAAAUUUUCUGUAUACAUGUAGAUUAAAAAUAAAAUGCUACCUCGGAGAAAGGUGCUGUAAUUUCUUCCUUCAUUCUUUCCAUUGUGAAAGUUAAAUGUGAUAUUAUAUGCCCAGUACCUGACACAUAACUUAUAGUUGGUACAUAUUAUUCAGUCAACAAAUAUUUAUGUACCAAGCACCAAAAAGAGAACAGAAGCUACCCCGAAUCAGGUGGAUCUCAAGCAGUGAGGGCUGCUUACAAUCAACUUCCUGUGCUCCUCUAACCUAUCAGGGAUGUUAGGUAGGUAUAGAUUUCGUGAAAGAACACCAGGUAAAAAGAGUUCCUAUGACUCUGCCUUAACUGUUGUUUAACAGUGCCCUUAAUAUUUCUUGAUACCCCCAUGUUAUUAGCCAAGACUGCCCAAAGAUAAAAAUAUGAUUUGAAAACAAAUCUAUGGCUUUCCUCCAUUAAAUCCCUUAGUUAAUAAGAAGAAAGAGCACUUUAUAAGAUACGGCUCCUGAUCUCAAGGAACUCUUGGCUGUUUCUACAGGCUGACCAGAAAAUUUACCAGCACAGUAGAGUGCUUCAGGGCUGGCACUUCAGCUGCCACUGGGAAAAACAAGGAAAGGGCUUCCGGGAGUGCUGGUGAAACUUGAACUGAGCCAUGAAAAGUAAAACCUAUCCAGGCAAAGAGGGGGCAGGGUGAUGAGAGCCAGGCUGACGGAAGCCAGGAGAGUAUUUCCGUGUGACUGCAGCCUAGAGUAUCCUUUGACCUGGAUAGAGGGGCACAAGAGCUUCCGUGUUUGUAAAAGAUGUUAAAAAAGAGUAAGAUGAUCACACUUGGGCUUUUGUAGCGUCAUUCUGGCAGCAAUAUGGAGGGUGGAUUAGAAGGGAACAGGACCAGGGUCAGUCACAGUAGACCAGGCAGAGACUGAAGAGGGGCUGGACUAGGACAGUGGGAUGGAGAGUUGCAGACCUGUAUUACUGAGAGAGAUUUGUGGAUAGAAUUGGAGAGCUUAGUAAGGAUAUGGAGCUUGGAGGGAGGUAAAGUCCAAGCUUUUCUUAUUUCUGGCUUGGAAAAUUGGGAAGAAAGAGUGCCAUUCACGGAGACUGAGAACUGAGGAGUAGGGACAGAUUGAGGAGACUGCCUGGGGGCUUGUUGAUCCAGGAGAUGUUCAGCAGGCAGAUACACAUCUGGGUUUGGAGCUCAGGGAAGAUGCUGAGUAUCAGCAGCUUAUAAAUGUAGUUAAAACUGUGGAUUUGAAUGAGAGGCAACAUUCGUAUUGUGAAAAGAGAACUGAAGAGAAUUCAGGGAAACAUCAGUAGGUAAGGGGAGGUUGAAAAAGGGAAGCCUGAGAAGGAGGAAGGGUAAGAACACUUUCUAAGAAACAGAGGGGCCCCCAAAACCAAGGAAGAAGGAGCAGUGGAGGGCUGCAGAGAGGAUCUGGGGCAGGGCCCACGUUGACAUCAAAGAGUGAACUCCAGGAAGUCCACUUUUCAGAGACAUAGAAUCAGAACUAGAUUUUGAGAAAUAAAUAUCAAAGAGCUCUAUUGGCAUAUUUCUUAAUUUAGAAAGGGAGAUGUAUGUUCCAGAGACUUUGCUGCUCUGCGGGGAAAAACUCUAAAUUUUUAUUUGCUGUUAUUAUAUACGAUGGUUACAUAAGAAUAGGGUAUUGCUGAAGUGAGCUUAUCAACAAAAAAGAGGAGUAUGCAAUGCUUUAAAUAUCAGUGGGUGGCGCGGGGUGGUGAGGAAACAACUCUGAGGGCAGCCAUUAUGGUCUGUAAAUUAUUUGGGCAGAGUUGGUUCAGAGCAUGGGCUCUGUAGUCCAGUAGGGCUGAGUUCCAAACCCAGCCCUUCACUGAUUAGCUGAGUGGACACCUGGAAAGUUGUUUUUUUUUUUAACCUUUCUGAGUCUUAUAUCCCUCUUUUAGUAAAGGGGGGAGGGUCUUUUGAUAUUUACAUUAGUUAACACAUAGAACAUGUUAGGGGUACUCAGCAAAUGCUAACCUGCAUCACUCUAAUUAUCCUCUCUGAUCAUACCAAGUCAGGUACAGUGCUCCCCUCAUGAAUCUCCAAGUCACUGGCUGAUGUGCAUGAGUUUAACUUAGUUUCAUGUGCCUGUAAACCGUACUUUUUUUAAAUACAGCGUAGCAACCCCCCAAAAAUUAGCUUAUGGAGGUAGAUCCAUGGAAAUGAAGUGGAUAAUGAUAACCCUUAAAUAUGGGGUAGAGUGAAACUCUCAUUACACACCAUACAUGGGUCAAAUACUGCCCCUCAACAUUUGAACCACGACGAAAGCCUGAUGGUACUCACAUGGUUAGCCUAAAUUUAGAUAUUAGUGCUGUCACCGGACCACAGAUUUCCCUCUGUAUCCUAAUGUUUUUAUCACAUAGUUAAAAAAUAAUUCACACAUAAAGUGUAAUCAUGGAUCAUGCAUUUGUUUAAGAUAGAGAGGAAGAUAAAUCAUCUAAGGAAAAAGACGGGGAAAAUAAUAGAGUAAAACUGAAAACAAGAAUAAAACUGUGAACCAGCAAGAUGUUCUGUACCCUGAGCACUACAUUCAUUUCUGCAGGCCACUUAUCAGAGUCAAACUGUAAUAUAUUUGGUGAUAAAAAUACAGGAUUAGGAAUGAAGUAAGGGACUGGCACACAGAAAGAAGGGAAAGUUUAGAGAUUAUAAAGUAGUGUCAUUAGAAGUGAAGAAUUGGAAGUCACAACUGGCAGCCCAUGGGUGCAGUCUGGCCUGCAGACUUACUUUGUUUGGUGUACAUAGUGAUUUUUUAAACAUUUGAAUCAGAUGCCAACAUUGAAAUACCAGGAGAUUUUACAUUGAAAAAAUAUUUUUCCGGACUUCUCUUGGAAAACCUGAGGGUCUAGGAAUAUCUUGCCCUGUGGCAAUACUGGCCUGUAGCCCAGCUGAGGCCACCCCCCACUUCCCUGCCAUCCAGGGGCUGCUCCUGAUAGGCGUCCGCCUUCUUCCCUGGCUUGCUCUAGCUACCGGGCACCUGGCAGAGAAUAAAGGGAUGUGUAUGAGAAGGUAGAGCAAAGAAGUGUACGUUUUAAGUGAACUAUUUUCUAUUGAUAAGAUCUGGGACAUGGCAAAAAGCAUCCAAGCUUCUUGUUUUUUGACAGUCCUCAGUGCAUACUUGGGAUUCUAUCUUUUUAUAGAAUGGCCUUUAUAAAAUCACUUAUAUUUAUAUACAAGUACUUAUUGUUUGCUCAUAUUAUUUUCUCUGUAAACAAUCUUUUUCAUCUUGAUACAAACCCUCCUAGGUAGGUGUUGCUAAUGUCAUUUUUCCAUUUUACAGAUAGACUGAAAUACAUUAAGUAGGUACCUUGCUCAGGCCAAGAGUAGCAGAGCAAGGCUUUGGAAAACAGUGUUUAGGUCUUUGUAUUUAGUGCCCUUCCCACUCUCCACUCCUGCCUCAGUGAUGUCUAGUGUAGUUAAAACUUGAACUUACAUGUUAGCUCUUCUUGUCCUAAAAAAACAUAUCUUGAAAUUGAGAUUUUAAAAUAUACACUUUCCACCCGAUGACUCAGAUAUGAAGUUUUAUGCUCUAUUUAACUUGUUUGGAAAACAUUUUCUACCCAAUGUGACAUUGAGGCAUGUCAUGAAUCCAGAAUUGUAGCACAAAAUUUUACACUUUAUAGUCUUUAACUUGAAAAAAAAUUCUUUUGACGUUAAUACAUAGACAAGUAUAUAUCUCAUACAUGUAUAGCUCAAUGUAUUUUCCACAAACUGAACACACCCAUAUAGUCAACAUCCAGAUCAAGGAAAAGCACAGUUCAGCUCCCUAGAAGCUCCCCUUCAAUCCCCUGCCAGCCAUUUCCCAUCCGCCACCCCCUCCAGGGUGACCACUAGGCAGACUUCUGAUAGCAGUCUCUAGUUUUUAAAGCAUACAAUGUAAUUGUUUCUUAAGCAAACUGAAACCUCAUGGGAACAUUUGGUUUCUUGGUAUUUCCCAUAAGAAAUGUAAAAAGUGUUGCCCUGGGCCAGACCAAAGACUGCAGCUCCUCAUGCUGUGUCUGACCAAUGAAAUAAGGGUCCUUUGGUGGAAGCCAGGCCCAUUCACUUCUUCGCUGGGGUCCUAACACCAGAUGCACUUCCACUGACCACUCCAGAUUACCUCUUUACAUUAUAUGUGGUUCUGGUGACAAGAAUGUAUUUAAACUUUAUCCUUUCUUUUUAUAAAAUGACAGUAUUCUGCCAGUCUCUCCUAAAUUAUUUCAGUUUGAAGGUAAGUGCUGUAUGUGACUUAAAAUAGUUGUCCAGAUAUAUGUAGAUUAAUUUUAAAUGUGCUUAAUUAAGUGCAAAGUGUCAUGAUUGAUGAUGUGAUUUCUACUGCAGAUGCCAUUUUCUAAGAGCUUUCUCAAACUUUAGAAAGUGAUAUAGUUUAUUGUUGAUACAGAUUUACAUGAAGUUAAUGAGUAAAAUUGUAGUUCAUUAUAAAAGAGAUGUUUUGCUUAUUUCUAAAAUAAGCUAUAACUCCAUGUUUCUUCUUAUAAUAGCAUGAUAUCCUAUGGUUACAUUAAUACCUUAGUAAACUAGCACAACUGGAAUUGACCCAGGUCCUAGAUUUGCCAAACUGUCCAAGUAAUGAGGACUUUGAUAGAAUACAGCUCACUGACCCUCCCUCUGGGAGAUAAGUGGGCAGAGUCUGAAAUUCUCUGUCUCGGGAGCUCUGUUCUUUCUAGUUGGCCUUCAUAUAUGUACAUUUAUGAAUACAUCUGUUUAUCAGGCCUAAGUCUUAAAUCUAGUAAUCUUGCUUCCCAUUCCCUUCCAAAGUAAAAUGAUCUCUGAUCAUUUUAGCUACCCAUAACGUGCAUUUGGCUAGCCAUGAUAUGUCACUUAGAGGGGAAAUCAUGCAGAAGAAAAAGAAAGCUUUAGAAGUUCUUGGUAAAUGGUAGCUACCUUGUUGUUAACCCUACCCAACCUAAACACGUAGCACAUCCUUUAAUGUAACUCUCUACCCUGGUACCCUGUUCCCUUCUCCCACAUUCCCCUCCUGAGUGCACUGCCUCAUGACCUUGAUUACUAAGUUAAGCCCUCCCAGAGUAACUUCUGAAAC